Symbiodinium pilosum is the source of this 436-nucleotide messenger RNA. Lineage: Eukaryota; Dinophyceae; Suessiales; Symbiodiniaceae. The record is from the annotation of a GenBank genome assembly.
AUGGUGCACAUCCCGAAAGAUCAUGCUGCCGCGGACGUUAUCCUUCUACAGCAUAGACAUGGCCCAAGCAACCACUACAUUGCCCAAUGUCGGCUUGAUGACUCUGAAGAUGAGUCCGAGGACCAGGACUUUUGGCCCGACUGGGCUAAUGUUACUGGUGAGAAUGACUCCCUGAACUUCAAUCAGCAAAUUGUGGAGCUUCCUCAGCACGAUUGCUUUGUUGGCCUGACUCCUACAAGUUUGUGGGCAAUGGAUCUGCCAACCAUCCGUGCAGACAUGUCAGCUUCGGACAUCGCCAGCAAGCUGAAGUGGCGCAAGGUUCUAGACUUGCCCAUUGAGAAGAAGCAAGAGCAGGAGCAGCUCAAAAUCUGUCAGUUUCCUUGCCGGCUGUUGGCACGCCACGGCCCUGACCAAGUUAUCAUCUUCGGUGUGGAGA